Molecule: messenger RNA, 1589 nt
Organism: Porites lobata
Lineage: Eukaryota; Metazoa; Cnidaria; Anthozoa; Scleractinia; Poritidae
Source: the annotation of a GenBank genome assembly
AUGCCAUGGAGACAAUGGCCAAGGUGUGGUUUAGGCUGGUUGUGUAUUCUUCUGGUCAUCUGUUGCUCAGUUACCGUGGUUUCAUCGUACUGUGUAGCGCUUUCUUAUGGACAUAUUUAUCCGUUUCUUCCCGCUAUCAGUGAGACUGGAGUUUUAUUUCCUGAAAAGUACGUUUUCAGGGAGUUAGCGAAUCUAUCGGCGUUUCUUUUCAUUUCCAAUGCGUUCGUCCGUUUUAUGCAGUAUAAACUCGUGGCGGAGCAGUACCCGGAAGACAAUGUCAAGCUUCAUCGUCUCAAUAAACUGGCGUUCGUGGUGGCUAUUUUAGCCGGACUUGGAAUGACAUUGGUAGCUAAUUUUGAAAUUGAGAAGGUAUGUUCCAAACUAAAAUUUGCCGUUUCUUUACUCUGUAAAGAAACCAACCAAAGUAAAUGAGACCAUGAGCGCUACGCUGAGGGGGUAGGGGAGAGGCUUCACUUCAGAGUCUUGAACACUUUAUGACGUCAAUGCUCCCGAGUGUUUGUUCGGUUGGAGAUCACAAAUGACGUCACUCUACAAAGUAUCUAAUCCAAACGCAAAUGGAACCAUGUGCUUAGCAGAGGGGGUGGAGAAGGGGUUUCACUUCAGAGUCUUAAACACUUUGACGUCAUUUCUCCCUAGUUUCUGUUCAGUUAGAGAUCGCAGAUGACGUCAACAUGCAGUGAGAACAACCAAAUAGGCCCAAGGACCGCAGGCAAGUGCGUAAAAGAGCGCGCACUUUAAAAAAAUCUGUCAUUUAACAUUGUUUGACCCCCUUAUUCUGGAGAGGCUUGUGGGAAUAUAAUGUGAGAAUACCCCAACGGGGAAAAUUGCGCCAUAAUUCAUCAAAUUCCACUAACCAAUCCCCCUCCCCUUUUUCCCUUCCUCCCUAUCCCCUAUCCCCUACCCCUUUCGACGCCUGCUACGCAGGCUACACUAACGAUGAUGAAAUACACAAUAGCUCUCAGCCAGUGGCGGCUGUGCAGUUGAGCCUGCAGUCAAAUAUUCUUUUGUUGCAUAAAUGAAUGCAAACGAGGCUCAAUGACUUGGCAUCUACCGUCACUGGUAACAAGUGUAAUGAAACACACGACACUCGACAUUACACAAACAAGGCUUGCGCUUUGCUAGCCAGGUACAAAAAUACUAAAGUUGUUUCCAUUUUUAAGGACUGGUCGAUCCACGACGUCGGUGCUAUGACGGCGUUUAUCAGCGGUCUCACAUUCUGUUGGUUACAAUGCGCAAUGUCGUAUAAGCUAAAAGACCACGGUGUCAUCAACAGCUCAGCGGUGUGCCAUUCAAGAGCCAUGCUCUCUCUAAUGAUAACGCUGUGCGUGGCGAUAUUCGCAGCUUUCCAGACCAAAGCGAACCUGGAGUGGGCCUUGGCCCGGCCUCGAUAUCAUUUUUUAGCCAAACUCAAGUGGGGUCCUCAAGACCCCGGAUAUUUAUUUCACGUGAUCUCUAGUCUUGCUGAGUGGAGCAUGUGCGGAGGGAUGCUUUUGUUUAUGUUGACGUUCACAUACGAGUUUCAACAGAUAGUAAUAACUUCGGACAUUUCAUCAACUGAAUACUGGUGA